This is a messenger RNA of Daucus carota subsp. sativus, 1467 nucleotides long. RefSeq lists its product as uncharacterized. The transcript has a single exon. The record is from RefSeq and is a predicted model, not a curated record. The coding region runs from base 1 to 1467 and encodes 488 amino acids. Lineage: Eukaryota; Viridiplantae; Streptophyta; Magnoliopsida; Apiales; Apiaceae.
AUGGCUUUCUGGGGAAGAAAAGGAGGUAUUGUUUGUGGGAUAGCAGCUGUCGUCAUAUUCUCUAUGCUUGCCAGGGUAGUCAUGGGGAAUCUCCGAUCAGCUCCACCGUCUCUCGUCGGCUCCGACGCCGACUCCGCACCCGUCAUCGACUCCGCCGACUCCGAGCACCUAGCUGACGCCUCCGUUGAAAGUGGAGAAGCCAAGACACCUGUUAUCGACUCCGCCGUGCGCGACGCCGUCUCCGAGCACCUACCUGACGCCUCGGUUGAAACUAAAGAAGCCGAGACUCCUGUUAUCGACUCCGCCGUGUGCGACGCCGUCUCCGAGCACCUACCUGACGCCUCGGUUGAAACUAAAGAAGCCGAGACUCCUGUUAUCGACUCCGCCGUGUGCGACGCCGUCUCCGAGCACCUACCUGACGCCUCGGUUGAAACUAAAGAAGCCGAGACUCCUGUUAUCGACUCCGCCGUGUGCGACGCCGUCUCCGAGCACCUACCUGACGCCUCGGUUGAAACUAAAGAAGCCGAGACUCCUGUUAUCGACUCCGCCGUGUGCGACGCCGUCUCCGAGCACCUACCUGACGCCUCGGUUGAAACUAAAGAAGCCGAGACUCCUGUUAUCGACUCCGCCGUGUGCGACGCCGUCUCCGAGCACCUACCUGACGCCUCGGUUGAAACUGAAGAUGUCGAGACACCUGUCACCGAUUCCGCCGUGCGCGACGCCGACGCCGACUCCGUAUCUGACUCCUCCGUUGAAGCUGGAGAAGUCGACGCCGACGCCGACUCCGUAUCUGACUUCUCCGUUGAAGACGCCGACGCCGACUCCGUAUCUGACUCCUCCGUUACUGGAGAAGUCGAGGCACCUGUCAUCGACUACAACGCACACGACGCCGACGCCGACUCCGUAUCUGACUUCUCCGUUGAAGACGCCGACGCCGUAUCUGACUCCUCCGUUGAAACUGGAGAAGUCGAGGCACCGCUCAUCGACUCCGACGAGCGCGACGCCGACGCUGACUCCGUACCUGUCUCCUCCGUUGAAUCUGGAGUCGAGACGGCUAUCAUCGACUCCGACGUGCGCGACGCCGACUCCGUGCACCUGCCUGACGCCUUGCGCGACGCCGAAGCCGAGUCCGACUCCGUGCCUGACGCCUCCGGUGAAGCCGAGUCCGACUCCGUGCCUGACGCCUCCGGUGAAGCUGGAGACGUGCGCGAUGCCGACUCCGAGGACCUACCUGACGCCUCCGUUGAAGCUUCUGUAAUCAACUCCGGCGUGCGCGGCGACGCCGACUCCGUACUGGCAACUAUCUCCGGCGAUGGAUCUGCUGCAGCCGUCUCUGUUUUCGCAUCUUACUCGGGAAACAGUACUACGGCUGAUGAUUUUGUUAUCGUUGAUGCUAAGAAUGCGGAUGAGGAGGGUGGGCUUGGAGGAGAGUUUGUUUUUGUUAAGAGUAAUUCAUAUCGUGAAUAG